This is a messenger RNA of Gaeumannomyces tritici R3-111a-1, 501 nucleotides long. RefSeq lists its product as hypothetical. The transcript is spliced from 3 exons. The record is from RefSeq and is a predicted model, not a curated record. The coding region runs from base 1 to 501 and encodes 166 amino acids. NCBI's taxonomy places the organism in Eukaryota, Fungi, Ascomycota, Sordariomycetes, Magnaporthales, Magnaporthaceae.
AUGACCACUGGUAGCGUGGCUCCUUACGGCAACACCGUGUCCGAGCGCCCCCUCCCUCCGUCGCUGUGGGCGAGACUGCUGAAUCUAUGGAGAGAGUCUUUUGUGGGUGACGGGCGUGCUGAGAUGUGCUGGCGGGUGGGCGGAGCAGCAGCCACCCUGAACAGAGGCCGUGGCUGCCCUCUUUUGGGCCGUGCCACCCUAUCCAAUAUUUAUGCAAGGCCAGGGGGUGACGUGGGCCUGUCUACCAAAGAGGACCAAAGUCACAAAGUCCCCCAAGGUGACGCGCAGAUGUGGGAGCACAGCAUCGACCGGAUCGGUCCCGCGGACCAACAGCUCGGAAGUCUGGGACUUGGACGCGUUGCAUCCGGCUUUUCCUUCAUGCAUACUGGCACUCGGGGCUGCCUGGCUUGGGCAGCACGCGCCAAUCGGGCCCGUCGCCAUCAGUCGGCCGGGAGGGAGGGCUUCGGCCAGCUCACCAUCGCAUGGUGCCGAGAGUGCUGA